Molecule: messenger RNA, 534 nt
Organism: Microthlaspi erraticum
Lineage: Eukaryota; Viridiplantae; Streptophyta; Magnoliopsida; Brassicales; Brassicaceae
Source: the annotation of a GenBank genome assembly
AUGCUGCCACACGGUCUAUCUCGCCAUAAAAGUUGCCGUCUUCGGUCUCUCCAUCCAUCGGAGACUCGCAAAAUCAAAUGCUCCAAAAUGGAUCUCCACUUCGCGGCACAAACGAUUCUCCGCCGUCUCGAAGCCUCUCUCCAACAAACCACCGGUGCUCAGUCAACGCGCAUCAACCAUCCACCAACCUCCACCGACAAUAGAUUCACCCCAAAUUGUCCGCUCUCACUCUCUGAGUCAAGAGAAAGUCUUGACACGUUCUCUGAUUUCGAAUGCGGGAUUGAAUUACCGAGGGACCACGUAGCGUCAAAAGAUCGCCGGAGAAUGAGGGAUCUGGCGGAAAGCCGCAAGCCGCAUGCCGUCGCCGUGAAACUAUGCGGCGAGACCGAUGAGGUCUUGGAGAUUCUUGAGGAUAGUGAAGGGAAGAAUAUGAAGUUCGUAAGUGAGGUUCAAGAGAGAGAUGGUAAGCUCUGGUUUAGGUCUGUGUUUUUGCUUCCGUUUGGGUUCUCGAUCGUUGGUGAUUUAUACGAUUAG